UUCAUUUCAUAGCGAAAGGUUUAAGUCUUCCAGAAUGAACGCAGUUGGCAUUUUCGUAAUAUUUCUGGCGUGUUCCCUUGGUGCGAUUAUUCCUCCAUGCCAAGUGGAAUCAAAUUGCGGUGAGGUGAAUGAGACAAGUUCCAUUUGCGGAUUGGAUGAGGAAAUUGGUUGUAUCCGAAAAUUUCCAACCAAGUGUCAUUUGGAUAUAGCAUUUUCCGUUGAAGGAAAAAAUUUCACCGACUUUAAUGAGGAAUAUUGCUCAAUGGAAUCGUAUCUCUGUGAAAUUUCACCCACAUACGAACGAUGGACCAUUUUCUUCGGGAAUGAAAAUUAAUUAUAAUUGAAAGUGCUAAAACCAGAGGAAAACCAAGUUCAAACUCAGGACGAUCUUCUUUGGCCACUAGGAAGAGUGAGUGACGACUUGUCUAAUCGCCGAC
Molecule: messenger RNA, 437 nt
Organism: Drosophila sechellia
Lineage: Eukaryota; Metazoa; Arthropoda; Insecta; Diptera; Drosophilidae
Exons: 4
Coding region: 35-334 (99 amino acids)
Source: RefSeq, a predicted model, not a curated record